CGAUUAUUUCGAAGUAAGUGGAAGUCCUGAAAGAUCGAAAUAUAUCUUGUGUAAAACAUACGACAUUCUUUAUUAAUUAAAGCAGGGAUAUGGCAUCUGCUGAUGUAGAAGACGUACCACAAAAAGAUGUUUCCUAUCCUAGAAAACUUAUUUAUUGCGGAGAAUGCACAAUGCCACUAGAGUUUUGUGAGUUUCAUCCUAAUUAUGAAAAGUGCAAAAAAUGGUUAGAGAAGAAUUUACCUGACCAGUUUGAUGCUUUGAUGAGGCUAUCGGAAGACGACCCAACAGCUGGUGGUGAAGGAGAGAAGAAAAAACAAAAAAGAGGUGGCAGAGGUAUGAUUAAGACAAGAAAGAAGACCGGCCCACAGAAGGUUACUAUAGCGAGAAUGCAAAGAAAUAAAAGAAAAUAUGUCACAGUCGUUAGAGGUUUGAGUACAUUUGAUAUUGAUUUAAAAGUGGCAUCCAAACAUUUUGCCAAUCGUUUUGCAACUGGUUCCUCAGUUACCGGGGACGAUGAGAUUGUUAUUCAAGGUGAUGUCACUUAUGACAUCAUUGAUGUGGUACAAGAUAAAUGGGCUGAGAUUGAAGAUGAAAUGAUCGAAGACCUUGGUGACCAGAAGAGAUAGAAAACAUCUUAUUGUGGGAUAAUUUAUCUUCGAAAUGCAUUUUUUUUUAUUUCUUACAUUACUACAUUCACAGUAGUACGUUAAUUUGUAUGUUACUGUAGACAUUGUUGGCAUUAUGAAACAUGCCAUGAAUCCAUAGUACACAUACUAUACAUGUAAUGCAUAUGAUUGUAUAAGUACAGUGCAAAUAACCCCCCCCCCCCCAAUGUUAACAGAUGUUCCUAUAAUCAGAGAUAAUUGCAUGAAUAUUGCAUACAUGUACAUACUGUAAAAUACUUUAUUUUAGCUGGAAUUAAUUUUCGCUGAAAAGACUUUUUGGGUGUUUUGUGUGGAAUUUAUUUUCACUGAUCUUUGACAAGUUGAAUGUAAAAUAUAGGAAAAAAGGUAUAUCUGCUGGAUUCCUUCUGCGAAAAUUAGUUCCAAGCGAAAAUAAAAAUAUUUUACAGUAGUAACAGUACAGUAAUUUACUGACACUGUAUUUGCUCUAUUGGAAGCGCAUGUAGUUUAUUUUAUACUAGAUCAUUCUAUCUGACUUAUUAUAGUAACAACUCUGUCAUUGUAUGGCAAGUGUGUGCUACUAAUUGAGCAAAUAUAAUAUUUGCAUUUAAUAAUUUCAACGUUUUAUAUGGUAUUCCUGCAUUAUUGUGAUUAUUGAGGCAUUUUGUCAUUCAAUGGAAUCAAAUUUUAUGAGGUGAACAUGAAAUAUUCCAACAAGGCCACAUUUAGUGGAAUUCCUUGCUUAAAUUCCACAAGGAAACUCCACUGUUAACCCAUUUCUACAGUACGCAGCAUUUUGUAAAAUUCAAUUCUGUGGGCAUUCCUCAGGCUUAUUUUUGAAGUACUCAUUGUUAUGAAAAGAGAACAGGUAUGCCAUUAUGAGUGCAAUAUAAUAAAAUUACUGCACAGAAAA
This is a messenger RNA of Saccoglossus kowalevskii, 1536 nucleotides long. RefSeq names its product density-regulated protein homolog. The record is from RefSeq and is a predicted model, not a curated record. Gene Ontology annotation, biological process: translation reinitiation; formation of translation preinitiation complex. NCBI's taxonomy places the organism in Eukaryota, Metazoa, Hemichordata, Enteropneusta, Harrimaniidae. Gene Ontology annotation, molecular function: translation initiation factor activity; mRNA binding.